GACGUCAAUACCCACGUGGGCGCUCUGUCGGUGCUGUGCGUGGUUCUGUGUCUGAGCACGGCCCUGCUCGUCUGUCUGCCUUGGCUGGCCACAGUGAGGCGCUGUGGGGGGGCCCUGGCACUCUUUGUGUGGGGGACGCUGUACACCACGGCCAUAGUCUUCAUCUUCACCGGAGGACCUGUCACCACGUGGGAGCAGGUGGCGUUUUUCCUCUUCCUCUCCCUGAGCGUCUACACGGUGCUGCCUCUCUCUCUGGCCUGGGCCCUCAUGGUCGGGAUCGGCACCAGCGUCUCACACAUCGUCAUCAUCAGUGUCUACGUCCCUGUCAGAAGCCCCGAGACUCCGAGCCUGGCUGUGCAGCUGGUGGCGAACGCCGUCCUGUUCGUGUGUGUGAACUGCAUCGGGUUCUUCCACCUGUGGACGACCGAGCACGACCUCAGGAUCUCCAAUCAGAAGAGGGAGGGGUUCAGCGCCAUACGCUCCAAGAAGGAAAUAAGGAAAUAUCAGCAG
Molecule: messenger RNA, 510 nt
Organism: Paralichthys olivaceus (Japanese flounder)
Lineage: Eukaryota; Metazoa; Chordata; Actinopteri; Pleuronectiformes; Paralichthyidae
Source: RefSeq, a predicted model, not a curated record